CUGGGCCGAUAGGAUUGCCAAGCAACCGAAAGGAGAUGAAGGUUUUACCUGCCUCCGGCUUCGCUGUCCUUGUCACAGCGCUAAAGUUUGCCACCGCGACCCCCUCCCCAUUUGCAGCCACCCCUAGGACCUUCGGGAGCAGCUACCACCUCGCACAGGAAUAUCUUGACAAGUAUUACACACAGAGAGGAGGCCCCCAGGCUGGUGAGAUGGUGGUAAGAGGAGGCAAGCCCAUGGUCAGGAAGAUUAAGGAGCUGCAAUCUUUCUUCGGCCUCCGCGUCACUGGGAAGUUGGACCAGAACACAGUGAACGUGAUCAAGAGGCCUCGCUGUGGAGUUCCUGAUGUGGCCAACUACCGCCUCUUCCCAGGUGAACCCAAAUGGAAAAAAAAUAUUUUGACAUACAGAGUCUCUAAGUACACACCUUCCAUGAGUCCUGCUGAGGUGGACAAGUCCAUAGAGAUGGCCCUGCGUGCCUGGAGUACCGCGGUCCCUCUGAACUUCAUCAGAAUAAACUCUGGGGAAGCAGAUAUCAUGAUAUCUUUUGAAACCGGAGAUCACGGGGAUUCCUACCCAUUUGAUGGGCCUCGAGGGACUCUGGCCCAUGCAUUUGCACCUGGAGAAGGCCUGGGAGGAGACACACAUUUCGACAAUGCUGAGAAGUGGACUAUGGGAAUGAAUGGGUUCAACUUAUUCACCGUCGCUGCUCAUGAGUUUGGCCAUGCUCUGGGCCUGGGCCACUCCACAGACCCGUCAGCACUGAUGUACCCAACUUACAAGUACCAGAACCCGUAUAGGUUUCAUCUCCCCAAGGACGACGUGAAAGGGAUCCAAGCAUUAUACGGACCCCGGAAGACAUUCCCAGGAAAACCCACUGUGCCCCAUAUUCCGCCUCACAAGCCGUCCAUCCCCGACCUCUGCGACUCCAGCUCAUCCUUUGAUGCAGUGACGAUGCUGGGAAAGGAACUUCUGCUCUUCAAGGAUAGGAUUUUCUGGAGAAGGCAGGUGCACUUGGCAGCAGGGAUCCGGCCCAGCACCAUCACCAGCUCCUUCCCUCAGCUCAUGUCCAACGUGGAUGCAGCUUACGAAGUGGCUGAGCGGGGCAUUGCUUUCUUCUUCAAAGGUCCCCACUACUGGAUCACACGAGGAUUCCAGAUGCAAGGUCCUCCCCGGACAAUUUAUGACUUUGGGUUCCCAAGGCAUGUGCAGCGAAUAGAUGCUGCGGUCUACCUCAAGAAGCCUCAGAAGACGCUUUUCUUUGUGGGAGAGGAAUACUACAGCUAUGAUGAAAGAAAAAAGAAAAUGGAAAAAGACUAUCCAAAGAACACUGAAGAAGAAUUUUCAGGAGUGAGUGGGCAGGUAGAUGCCGCUGUGGAAUUAAAUGGCUACAUUUACUUCUUUUCAGGACCCAAAACAUUCAAGUAUGACACAGAGAAGGAAGACGUGGUCAGUGUGGUAAAAUCCAGCUCCUGGGUUGGUUGCUAAAUCCACAGGGUUAGUCUCUCCACAGGGAUGAAGACCAUUGUGAGCAACUGAUGACUGGACUUGAGGGGCUAGGCAGAUAGCCCGGGACGCUCUUCCUGGCCUUCAGUCGGGAGGGUUCCUUGAAAAUAAUAACAAUUCCAUUGUUUUCCUAAUUAUUCUUUCACAAGGAUUGUCCAAAUAAGAAAGUAAGCCACCUUACUCAGAAUCAUUUAACACACCCUUUGGUUGAGCAUUCUUCUUUUUAACCUACUAUACUAAAGUAAAUUGAUCAGUUUGGUUUCUAUUUAUAGGAAAAAGACUUCAUAUGUGCUUGCGUGUGCACACACACACACACACACACACAAAAUUCUUUCAUUAAGAAAGGUCAUUACCAUACAAAUUAUAAUUAUCCUUUAAAAUCAAUGGCCAUCAUUUAUUAUGAUGAGCAUACAUGUUCCUGUUUAUGUUUUGAAGCAUGGCUAACAAAACGCGGCACCGGGCCUGUGACUUGGUUGGGUUGCUCCCUGUGGCCCGCACUGGUCUCUGAAGUGGGUGGUAGACAAACAUUCAAAUUCACUCCCAUGCUCACCAACAGCUGGGCUCUGUGCAACAGGGAACCUUUUUAAGGAAACCCAAUAAAAAUGGUGUGUUAGAACAGUUCCUCAUUUCUCUUUUCUGUUAAUAUUUACUAGCCCAUAUCAUGCUUUAUCCGGCAACAAACUCUGUGUACCUGUAGAAAAUGUAAACAACAGUAUCAUAAGUACACAGAGCCGGAAAAAUAACAUAGCCUGACCUAUUUCCUUCUUCCUGGUGGCACCCCCCAGUGGGGACAUCUUUGAUCCACCUCAGUUUCUUUUGAAUGGUUUUCUACUUUUGUAGUUUUAGUUAGUGUUUUCUGUUUGUUUAUUUGUUUUGUUUUGUUGUUUUUUGUUCAAACUAAACCUUUUCUUCCUAGCUCUACCCAGUUAACAACACAGACAUAAUUAUGGCUAUCAGUCUUAUAGUUUUUGAAACUUUAGCCUCUAGAAUUCUAUAAUUAAUAUAGAGAAACUCUACCACAUUUUAGGAGUUCUGAAACUGAAUAAUAUUUUACUUCAUAGGCUGCUUAGAAGAGCUGCAGUUAUAACAGCUAUAACCUGUUGUUAACAUCGUUCAUUAAAUUUGCUUCGUGUAUUCAUUAAAAGCCUUGAUGACAGUUACUGCAAGCAUUCCACUAGGUUUCUAAUAUGGAAAGUCAUGGUGCAUAUCCAACCAGAUGUUGACUAUUGAAGACAACAUCUGGUGUCUUUGCUAAGGUCAAGGUGCUCCUAUUAAGAAGCAGAACCAAUAAGCAAAAAACUAGAGGCUAGAGGUAUGACUCAGAGGUUAGAAAUACUUGCUGUCCUUGCAGAGGACCUGAGUUCAACCUCCAGCACCCAAUGUAGGCAAUUUACAACCAUCUCUUAGCUCCAGUUUCAGGAGAGCUG
Peromyscus leucopus (white-footed mouse) is the source of this 2929-nucleotide messenger RNA. It is a transcript of the gene Mmp20, whose product is annotated as matrix metallopeptidase 20. NCBI's taxonomy places the organism in Eukaryota, Metazoa, Chordata, Mammalia, Rodentia, Cricetidae. Gene Ontology annotation, cellular component: extracellular matrix. The coding region runs from base 36 to 1484 and encodes 482 amino acids. The record is from RefSeq and is a predicted model, not a curated record. The transcript has 10 exons. Gene Ontology annotation, molecular function: zinc ion binding; metalloendopeptidase activity. Gene Ontology annotation, biological process: collagen catabolic process; amelogenesis; extracellular matrix organization.